Molecule: messenger RNA, 1914 nt
Organism: Trichomonas vaginalis G3
Lineage: Eukaryota; Parabasalia; Trichomonadida; Trichomonadidae
Exons: 1
Coding region: 1-1914 (637 amino acids)
Source: RefSeq, a predicted model, not a curated record
AUGCAAAAGAGGCAAAAAUCACCGACAACUAAUAAAUUUGUUUAUGUUGUUCUGGAAGAUGAUUCCUCCAACAAAAAGAAAGUUCAUAUUGUUAAUGAUAUUGAUGUUUUUUUGAAAUCUUGUUGUCAAAUAUUUAAUAAUCCAAACUUACAGCGAAUCCUAAAUGAUGAUGGAGAGACAGUUGAAGAUGGAUCAGAGUUAAUACCAGAAAACACUUACUAUGCAACAGAAAUUUCAUCAGAUUUUGUUCCUAUUGAGCAGGCAACAACAGAUUUAACAGCUAAUAUCGAACAGAAGUACGAAUUAUUCAAAGUACCAGAAAAUGAUAUCAAAAAUAAACUUAAAAAAGCUAAAGUAGAAGCAAAAGAGAAAAAGGCAUUAAUAAUUAAAUCUAAAAUACAAAAGAUCGAAGCAAUCAAAGCCAAAGAAAAAGAGAAAUCUUCCACAGUUAUUUCUUCAAAGUUUUCGGUCUGUUCUCGUGCUAGCAGCAAAAGAAAUAGUAAAUUUUCUCAAUUUGAGCCAGAGGAAUUCAACUCAAUGUCAGAAAGUUCUGUUUCUGAACCUGUUGACGAUUCUUUAUCAAUGAGUGUUGUUUCUCAAAGAAUUAGAAGCAGAUUCGGAUCAGAUACCGGAUCUGUCGUGAGAUCUCGAAUAGACAGCCAAAGAAGAAGUGUUUUUGGCUUGAGUGCAACUGGUGGUGCUUCGCAAUUCAGUCUUUCAAAACAAGAUAUACUAAAUACUUGCAUGCCUCCUGAUUACGGCAUUGAAAUGGCAAAAGUUCCUGAUGACCUUGUAAAUAGAGAAGUUGAACAAGCUAUUUUAUGGCAAAAGAACGUUAGUCAGAUGUUAUUUUUCAAUCGUAAGAGUGAAUCUCCAUUUGACCCAUUAAAUGAUGGUCUCGCAUAUGAUACUUUGGCCAACCAUGCUCUCCUUGUUGGACCAAGUAACUUGCAUCACAUUCUUAAAGUUAAUAUCGUCGGACCACCAAAUUCAGGCGUUCCUUCUUUAAUGAGAUCAUUUGCCAAAUUAUAUACAGCUCAAUUAGUUGCUGCCGAAACCUGGAAGUCACAUUUUCUUUUUGGAUAUGAUGCAAAAGAGUUAGUUCCGCUUAUUAGAGAACCAGCAAAGCUCUAUAAAAAGAUGCUUGACUUAGUUUUGAAUGCAUUAUCUGCUCAGAAACCAUCCAUUUCCCAAUAUAUUCCUCGCAUCAGAAAACAAAUGUUAUCAAUUCUUGACUUUGAAGUUCCAUGCAAAGGUUUGCAUCCAUUCCAUGAUAUUGACAUUGCUGCCAGAUUAUUUGGAGAGACAUGGCGCAAUGACGAAGCUCUCGAAAACUGGCUUACGACCGUAGUUUCAUUACCAUCAAUUAUUUCUUCUGCUGUUGGAUUCCAGAAUCUCACAGUUUUUGUUGAUAAUCUUGAAUCUGCUGAUGAAACAGUUAGAGACAUCCCUCCAUUUACAGAAAGCCACAACAACUCGAAUUUCAUUGAAUUCAUCAAGUAUUCCUUGACAAGAUGUAAUUUUGUCAUCAGCUGCAACAAGUUUAAUUUACUUUUGCCAACCGAUGCAUAUGGAAUCGAUAUAACACGCGGCAUGGAAACAAUUUCAACAUGUCAAACACCUCAAGACAUGCUUGAAGGUGAAACACAAAGCAUUGCACUCCUCAUUGCCAAUGAAAGCAAACCAAUAAUUUUAGAUGAUAAUGUUCAUGGAGGAAUUCCUAAAUUUUUGGAUCAGUGGGAAAAGACACAAAGAGCGCUUUGCAAAUACGAACGCGUUAAGAACAUGAAAAAAGAAGUCUGCUAUUUAGAAGCACUCGAGGAAGCACAGAAACUUGCUGAUCUUGUCUUAUGCAGAACCGAUGGACAAAAGGUAUCAGUGCAGGAAAUUGGAAGACCGUAUCCUCCUAAGUGA